AGCUUUAUGAAUACCCCAAACAAAUGUUAAUUUCUACUGCGUGCACAAUUCGAACAAUGAGCAAUAUUCCAAAAACCACAAAUAAACUAUCUUUGGCCAGUAAAUUGGCUAAGAAGCAAAUAAUUAAGCCAACAAGAAUCAUAGGCAAGCACAAUAAAAAUGAUAAUGAACAGGACAUUGAGGACUUGGUACAGGAAAGUCGCUACUUCUCUCCAAUCCAAACCCGUAAACAGCGUCAGGUAAAGACCAUAAAGAAGGAACUGCCAGCUACUCCGCCGCCAGUAAAGAAAUCACGAGAAUCCCAGGAUAAAAAGGAAGAGGAAUCGCAGGUUUCGAAAAUUCCAAUGGGCACAGCCAUUGUAGUAAAAUGCCCAGUUGUGGCCGAUGAAAAGAUCGAACUGGAGGUGGAGUCACCUAAUGCCAUGUGGGAACAACAAUUGGAGAAUAUUCGCCUAAUGCGCCAAUCGGCUGCUGCUCCAGUGGACACUAUGGGAUGCCAUAAAUGCGCAGAUCAAGAGGCUGAUGAAAAAACCCAAAGAUUUCAAAAUUUGGUAGCUCUAAUGCUGUCCAGUCAAACAAAAGAUGAAACCACUUUCGAGGCCAUGAAGCGCUUAAAAGCCCGAAAUCUUUCCCCGGGCAACAUAAAGGAUAUGCCAACAAGUGAAUUGGAGGGUCUUCUACAUCCAGUGUCCUUCUACAAGAACAAGGCCAAAUAUCUGAAGCAAACAUCAGAGGUUCUCCUAGACAAAUACGGAGGUGAUAUACCGGAUAAUGUCAAAGACUUGAUUGGUCUACCCGGAGUCGGUCCUAAAAUGGCUCACAUCUGUAUGAGCGUGGCAUGGCAUAAAAUAACUGGCAUUGGCGUGGAUGUACAUGUCCAUAGAAUCUCAAAUCGUUUGGGCUGGCUAAAGACCCCCACCAAAGAGCCAGAGCAAACACGUCUGGGCCUAGAGAAAUGGUUACCCAAGUCUCUGUGGUCGGAAGUCAAUCACCUGUUUGUGGGCUUCGGUCAAACUAUUUGUACACCUGUCAAACCAAAUUGUGCCCAAUGCCUCAAUAGAGAUGUUUGUCCAUCUGCCUAUAAAAAUGAAACAAAAACUAAGAAAAAGUGAAAUAAUUGUUCAUGCAAAACCAUUUUAAUAUUUAAGAUAAAGAGCUAAAUUGUUUAAGUUGAAUUGGCAAAAAGUA
This is a messenger RNA of Drosophila willistoni, 1188 nucleotides long. It is a transcript of the gene Nthl1, whose product is annotated as endonuclease III-like protein 1. Gene Ontology annotation, cellular component: nucleus. The transcript is spliced from 3 exons. Gene Ontology annotation, molecular function: DNA-(apurinic or apyrimidinic site) endonuclease activity; oxidized pyrimidine nucleobase lesion DNA N-glycosylase activity; 4 iron, 4 sulfur cluster binding. Lineage: Eukaryota; Metazoa; Arthropoda; Insecta; Diptera; Drosophilidae. Gene Ontology annotation, biological process: base-excision repair; base-excision repair, AP site formation; nucleotide-excision repair. The coding region runs from base 24 to 1112 and encodes 362 amino acids. The record is from RefSeq and is a predicted model, not a curated record.